Molecule: messenger RNA, 8097 nt
Organism: Hyaena hyaena (striped hyena)
Lineage: Eukaryota; Metazoa; Chordata; Mammalia; Carnivora; Hyaenidae
Gene: PKD1L1
Product: polycystin 1 like 1, transient receptor potential channel interacting
Biological process (GO): detection of mechanical stimulus
Cellular component (GO): membrane
Molecular function (GO): calcium channel activity; protein binding
Source: RefSeq, a predicted model, not a curated record
UCUGUGACAUCGAAAUCUUCCUUCAUGGCCUUUUCCCAGUACUUGGUGCGAGCUCGGUUCUUAAGUGCCUCUUCAGGUGCUCAUCAGCGUGAGUUCCGAUGGGACGUGGUCCUCAUUCACGUCCCCUCAUUGAGCCCUCUCCUCUCUUUGGCUUGUGGCCACAUUAAUUCUAGCUGCAGCGUCAAACAUAGAAGUCAUCGAUGGGGCAGUGCCGGCCGGGGCCUCAGGGCCUUGAGUGAGGAUGGUGUCCCUCUCCCGCGCCGGGAGCUGGUGGAAACCGCAGACUCAGGGAGGCCCAGGUGCCGCUUUAUCCGGCGGUAUACCAGGGAGGAAGCCGGCUGGCUGGCUGCUGUGGCCCGGGCCGUGACCCAGGGACACCGGGAAGGACCUCGGUCCCGGGGGCCCGGGAGGCCCCUAAACGCGUUUCUGAUGACCCGGAGAGAGGUCCGCGCUAGCCCUGCGCCUCCUGUGAGCACCGGCAAGCCCAGCCGUCCUCCGGGUGUGCGGACACGGGCGAAAGGGGACCAGGGACCGCAGAGCCCACGCUCGCUGGCGUCCUGGGACAAGAACAUCCUGGAAACAACCAGCGAAGCGCUUUUAAGUGUGGUCAGCAGGAGGACGUGGGCUGCUUCCGAUCAGAGCGACCAUGCUGACAGAGACACUCAGGAACCUUGCGUUACAAUCUCAAGCUCCUGGAGCAGCCGUGGCCUGCGCCCCUGUCCCCGACGGAUGCGUGUGACUGGGAAUGCCAGCGGCGCCUCCCGCCGUCUUCCCCAGUGCACCUGCCCCGCAGGGGGCCCCUGCUGUGCCACGGGACGGCCGCGCUCUGCAGAGGACGUGGCCCCGCACCUGCUUCCCGGGACUGACGUCGUCACGUCGGCCGCUGUCGCGAUGGGGGUCCCCGUCAGGGCUCCCGUGGCCGCUCAGACCGGCGCCGGGACUGCACGCUCUCCCACCUUGCCCAGAAGCUCCCUCGGCCACGGUGGCUCCGCGUCCCCGCCUCGUCCCAAGCAGCUCUGUCCGCAGGCCCGGCGUCCGCCCCUCCCCGGGGCCGUCUCCCAGCAAGGUCCGGGCGAGGCGCUCGCGCCCGCCGCCCGUUGCUUCCCGGAAGCUGAUGCGCAGGCCCCUCCGAGCCUGGGGGUCCGGGUCCAGGUGGCUUCCCGUGGGGCUCUGUGUCUGCUGCUGGAUUUCGGGGACGGCUGUGCGGUCCCGGUGAGGACCUGCGACGCGGCCGAGGGAGUGGCCGUCACUGCCUGCCACCAGUUCCGGAAAGAAGGAGUCUAUAUGCUCAAGGCCGUUACUCACAGUGAGUUCCGUGGAGCUGGAAAGGAGCUUGGCCCCUAUUAUGUGGAAAUCGGCCAUGCAACCGUGUCCGUGUCCGUGAACUCCAGCAGCAUCCACAAGGAUGGGCUUCUUGUCCUCACGGGCUCCUGCACGGAUCAGAAAGGCACUGUCGUCACACAUCAUUUUCCAGCCGGUCCCUCGUGGAACGUGUCCUUCACCUCUCAGACCCAAGCGGGCGGCGGCCAGGCCUGGGCCCCCGUGGCUGUUCGGUACCAGAUGCAGCCCGUCUCUGUCUACACUAAUGGAACCGUGUUUGCCACCGACACCGACAUCACCUUUCUGGCUGUCACCGAGGAGACCACCCCCCUGGAGUUCUUGUGGGGCUUUGGAGAAGGCCCAGCCGUGAGGACGACUUCCAGGAGCGUUAAGAAAAGGCUCCGCGUCCCCCAGUGGUACAGCGUGACGGUACAGGCUUCCAGCAGGCUGGGCAGGGUGGCCUCAGAGCCCCACCGCAUCAGGACGCAGAGGAGAAUCGUGGCCAAUCGGCUCAUGUCCCCGUCCUCAGCUCUGCUCAACGCCAGCGUGACCUUCGAGUGCAGACUCAACUUCGGCAGCGACGUGGCUUUCCUGUGGGACUUUGGGGACGGCACCGUGGGCCCCGGGGGCAGCUCCGCCAGCCACAGCUAUGGCAGGGAAGGGGAGUUUACCGUCCAGGUGCUCGCCUUCAACGACGUCAGUGCCGCCUCCCUGAGAAAGCAACUUUUCGUGGUCCGUGAGCCGUGCCAGCCGCCCCCGGUGAAGAAUAUGGGGCCACGGAAGGUGCAGGUGUGGAGAUCUCAGCCCGUGAACCUGGGCGUGACGUUCGAGUCUGCAAUCCUCUGUGACAUCUCCCAAGGCCUCUCCUACACCUGGACCUUCUGGAACUCGCAGGGGGCGCGGGUGCCUCUGCCCCCGGCUGUGAGCACUCACAGGCGGACCCUCACCGUCCCCGGCUACUUCCUGCAGCCCGGCAACUAUACUGCGCUUGCCAAGGUCCGGGUGGAGGGCAGCAUCGUGCACAGCACCUACCGCGUGGGGGUGGAGGUGCGAGCCCGGGCCCCCGUCAGCGUCAUCUCCGAGGGCACGCACCUGUUCAUCUCCAGAGCCCCCUCGUUCACCAUCCUCCUCAGGGGGUCCCAGUCCUACGACCCAGACAGUCCUGGGGCUGUUCUCAGGUAUCACUGGAAAUGCACCGCAGCCAGCACCCCCGGGCACCCCUGCUUCACCGCCUCCUCUCCACACGGCCUGGAAGCCGGGGCCCCCGCCCUUUCCUUCCCCGCGGGCUCUCUGAGCAACUGCUGUGACCAGUUCCUCAUGACACUGACGGUGUCCAGCGGCGGCCGGAACUCUUCAGAGGCACAGGUGUUCCUGUCCACUCGCCCCGACCCGGCGCUCAGAUUCGUCCACAUCUCCUGGGUCAACUUCAGAGACGUCUUCGUCAACUGGAACGAAGAACUUUGUCUGGAGGCUGAGUGCGAAGGCUGCGGCGAGGUGUCUGGGCUUUCCUACUCCUGGGACCUCUUCCUAGUCAACGCGACAGAAGGGACUGUUGUGGAAGUUCCCUUCUGCAGGACAGUGGGGCUGCUGGGCUCCGCUGCACUGGGGGCUGCUCCGAGGCCACCGACGUGCAGCCCGCCAUCCACAGAGCCGAGCUGGCCAGAGCCCCACACGACGGGAGCACUGUCCUCACGGGAGCCAUCGCCACAGACCCAGGGCCAGCCCAGCCUUUCAGCCGCGGGGAAUCCUUCCUCGGGGCCCACGAUCGGCCAGAGCCGGGUUCCCGCCACGGGUGAUGCUGCGGCACCAGGAGUGACUCCCUGGGACCAGGGCUCCCCAGGGAGUCCGCCCGCCCAGGGCCCGACUCCUUCCCCCUCUGAUUUCGAAGACUUUUACGGUGAUAUCCAAGAGGCGGGGCCGUCCAGAGGGAGACAGCCCGCUGCCUGGACCGACAGCAGCCUCCCGGGAUCGGGCCCGAGUCCCAGCGCUGACGGGGACAACCUGCUGGGCCCCUUGCCCCCCGCGGCCGCCGCCGGGCCCCCUCUCACGGCUGACUGGCCCAAGUCCCCCGUGGGCCGCACGCUCUUCCACGGCUACACCGCCUCCGGUAUCACGGGACAGACCGUGACGAUAAAGCCAUUCUCACUGAGCCCCGGGAAGACCUACGUCCUGCAGGCCUCUGUGGCUUCCAAGCACGGCCUCCUGGGACGAGCUCAGCUCUACGUGACACUCAGGCCAGCUCCACGGGACGUGGUCUGUCAGGUGCAGCCACAUCGCGGUCUCGAGGCGCACACCGUCUUCAGCAUCUUCUGCAUGUCGGGGAGACCGGACUUUCGUUACGAGUUCAGUUACCGGAUAGGAAAUGGGUCCAGACACACUUUGUACCGUGGGACGGACAGCCAGCUCUACUUUGCACUGCCCGCAGGCGAGCCCUUGGACGGCUAUAAAGUGGUGCUGUCCACCGAGAUCACAGACGGCGCGGGCUCCCGGGUGCAGCCGUGCGCCGUGGCCGUGACCGUGCUGCCCCGUCUCCACCGGGGCCUCUGCCCGGAUGAGGACAUCUAUAAUUCCAGCCUGAAGCAGCUGUCCACCCUUCAGCUGAUGCGCAGUUACACCGAAGCCAGGAACCAUAUCGCCAUGAUCACCAGGGUCCUGAGUCGCUGGGCUGCGGACGACAGCAGUCCCCCGUGUGGCCAGAGGUCCCGAAUACAGGAUGCGCUGAUUUCUUCCGCGUGUGGACUGCCUUCCGAGGAUCAGGAAGACAUGCUUGACUCCAUUCUCCUGUUCAGGGACCUUCUGCGCUUCCCUCACAAGGUAAGCUUCACAAGUGCUGCUCUCAUCCUCGAGUCGGCCCGGGAGCUCCUGGCUCCGAGCCCACUCUCGGGGAGGCCCGCGGUGGCCGAGCGGACGAUGCUUGAGCUCAUCCUGGUGGUGUCCACCGUCUGGGACGUGUCCGACCAGGAGACGCCGAGGAAUGCGGGCUUCCUUCAAGACAAGGGCAUUGAGGUCAUCUCGGGCCUCUUGUUGGACCGUCUCUCUGUCACCAGGGAGCCCGAGCUCCAUGUCCGCGCCGGGCAGAUGGAGUUCCGCACACUGCUUCGUCGGGACCGUCAGGGCGCCGUGCGGAGCCUGGGCUCUGUGCGGGUGCAUUUACCCGGAGACCUGGCGGGGGAGACGCGGAGCCCGUGCUACAUCAGCCAGCUCAUGUUCUUCAAGAAGAACCCGUAUCCGGGGGGACAAGCUCCUGGCCAGAUGGGCCCGCUCGUCGCCCUGUCCCUGUGCGCUUGCUCCAGCAGGAGACCCGUCAGCAGGCGGCGGCUGAGGGAGCCCGUGGCCGUGGAGUUCGGGGAGGAAGACGGCCUGGGUGAGACGAGACACAGGACGACGUUUGCGUUGCUUCGGGAGAAAGUGAAUUUUCAUCAGUUCUCCGGGCGUCCCGAAAGCCCCCAGGAGUCUCUGCAGAUAAGGAUAGAAUUCUCCAGGCCCGUCCCAAGAGCGUUCCGGGUCAUGGUGCUCCUAAGGUUCUCCGAGAAGCCUACUCCUUCUGAUUUUCUCGUGAAAAAGGUGUACGCCUGGGAUGAGCCCGUGGUGCACCUGUUUGUCCCAGCCAGUUCUCUGAGAGACGCGAGCUCAGGGUACCUGUCCUUACUGGACGCUGACCACGACAGAAGCCCUCGGAACCAGCACCUGGCCGAGGCCGUCAACUACACUGUGCGCCUCCAGGGGCUCCGAUGCCUCUUCUGGGAAACGGGAGCGUGGAGGUGUGCAGACGCCCCUCCGCGGCCAGGGGCUCCUCCAGACAAAGUGAGCUGCAGCUACGACCGCCUGGCCCCCAUCUCCGUCGCAAGAAGAACCCUCAGCGCCGCUUUUUCAGUGGAGGACGUUUCCACGCUGCAGAGACGCCCAGAAAACCUGCUUCCCGGUAUUUUCAUCGUGGUUUCCACAGUUCUUUAUGCACUUCUGGUUACCAAGGCCAGGCGUGUAGAUCGUCACGAGCGAGCGAGCGCCGGCUACACUUUCCUGCAGGAAGACGCCCCAGCCGACCACCCGCUCUACGCGGUUGUCGUGGACACUGGCUUCCGGGCCCCUGCCCGCUGUAGCGCCAAGGUUUACAUUGUUUUGUGCGGAGAAAACGGAGUUUCUGAACCCAGGGAGCUCUACUGUCCGGAGAAGCCCCUGUUUGAAAGGAACUCCAGACACACCUUCGUCCUGAGCACCCCGGCCCGGCUGGGCCCGCUCUGCAGGAUCCGCCUGUGGCACGACGGCCGCGGGCCCUGCCCCGCCUGGUACGUGAGCCACGUCAUGGUGCAGGAGCUGGGCGCCCGGCCCGCGCCGUGCUGGCUCUUCCCCGCCGAGUGCUGGCUGGCAGCGGACCGGGCCGACGGCCACGUGCAGCGGGAGCUGGCCUGCCUUCGCCGUGGCCCCGGCUUCUGGAAGCUCCUGUACUCCAAGUUCACCGAGUACCUGGAGGACUUCCACGUCUGGGCGUCCGUGUGCAGCCGGCCCUCGCCCAGCCGCCUCCUGCUCACCCCACGCCUCACGGUCACCUUUGCCCUGCUGUGCGCCUACGCGUGUCUCGCCGCCCUGGCCGCUGCCUCCGGGCAGGAGCAGCUCCCGUGGGCUCUCGGCGCCCCCGACGCGGCUGCUGGGUCCUUCCGGACGGGGCUCCUGUGCACCCUGCUGGCGUCUCCCUCGGCUCAGCUCUUGGCGCUGCUCCUGAGGCUCGCCCAGGAGCCCCGCGGGCCUUCUUCCCCACUGAAGCCCCUCCAGCCCCGGAGGAGGGCGCCCUCGGGGGCCGAGCAGGUUCCCACCAGCGGGCCUGGACGACCCGCAGCGCUCCAGCGGCCGAGGGCACCACCGCCUUGGUCCGGCUCCGCAGCGUGGGCCAUUUGCUGGCUGAUGUCCGCGGCCUGUGGCUUCGGGACAGCGUUUCUGGGCUACAGGUUCACCCCGACACAGUGCGCGCAGUGGCUGCAGGUGCUGACCCUGGCUGUGCUGUGCUGUGUGUUCGUCACCCAGCCACUUCUGGUCGGCCUCGUGGCCUUGGGCUUUGCCUGGAGAAGGAGAGAUGACCCGUAUUUCUUCUCCGAGUCUCUGCGUGCGGCCACCAGGGACCUGGGCUCCGAGGUGGAAGAGCGUGCAAGGUCCCCCAGACCCCGACGUGCAGGUCAGACGGAGGAGAUGGUGGCUGCCCGACAGCGAGCACGCCGCCUGCGCCGGGCACGUCCACCCUCCGCAGCCCAGCUCCGCGUCACCAGGAAGAGGAUGAGAAGGGAGAGCCGGACGUGGGUGGCCUUGAGAGACGCCUGCGUGUACACCCUCCUGCUGCUCCCGCACUGGUGUCUACUGUGUGGGAAGGGCUCCCGGGACGAAGGUGCCCUCCAUCAAGCUAUCCGGAACGAGUUUACAAGGAACGCCAGGAGCUCCCCCGGCGGCCUGACGGGCGUGGGGGCCUGGUGGGGCUGGAGUCUGACCACGCUGCUGGACGGCCUGCACGGGCGAGGCGCCCCCACAGCCGGCCUGCCGGGCGCUCAGCCCGGAGCGCUCGGCGGGACGUGCCACCUCCUGGGCACUCUGCUCAUCCAACAGCGGAGAGCUUCACCUGACAGCGAGUGCGAGCCUCCCAGCCCACUCUCUGUGCUCCCCGAAGACUCUCCUGCACGUGGGCCCCAAGGGGGAGCCCCCAGCAACCGCUCCGGGACAGAUCCAGGCAUCCAGGCUGUGGCCCUGCAUGGUCCCGGGGGCUGUGGGGCAGGGGAGCGCCGGGAGCUCAGCCUGGGCCGCACCAGGUCAGCGGCCCACGCGGCCCUGAGCAGCCUCAGGGCCAGCAGGUGGAUCGACGGCAGAACCAGAACCGUGUCCGUGCACUUCGCGCUCUAUAACCCUCCGACCCGACUCCUGUCUGGCGUGUCCCUGCGCGCCGAGCUGCUCCCUGCGGGGGGCCUGGCCCUCUCCCCGCAGGUGGAGUCCGUGGCCGUCUUCCACGGCGACGAGGCCCGGUGGUACCGCCACACGCUCCCCGAGCUGGCCUUCCUGCUGCUCAGCCUGACCGGCCUCUGCCUGCUCGUGUCCGGCUCGGCAGCGACGGGCGUCCGCAGCUACUGGUGCAGCCCGGGGCGCUGGCUGGAGCUCGCCGUGGUUGCAACCGGCCUCGCCUACUACGCCGCCUCCGGCCACCUGGUCACUCUCGCCGAGGAGGUGGCCGCCCGCUUCCAAAAGGAAGCUUUCCAGGGGUUCCUGGACCUCAGUCUUGUGGCUUCGUGGAAUCAGAGGGUGACGUGGCUGCAGGGGACCCUUUCCUUCGUCCUGACGCUGAGAUGCGUCUGCCUGGUGGGCGUCCUGACACCGGCCGCGUCCUGCUCCUUCCUGACGUGCCGCUCGCUCCCCGGCGUCUUCGCGGCAGGGCUGGCAGGCGUCCUCGCCCUGGCGAUGGCAGCCGCGUCCCGCCUGCGCGCCGCACCGCCUGGCGCCUUCGCGGCCGUCUCCCGAGGCCUGCUGUUCCGUCUUCCGGGAGGACGCCCAAGAGACCCGUUCGCCGGUCUUCCCGAGGGUGGCCUGCGGGCGCCGGCGUGGUGCUGCGCGGCUGUGCUCAUGGUCCUGAGCAGCGUGUGGCUGGCAACGCUGGGAGGUUCCCUCAUGACUCUUGCUCGAAAAAGAAAAUCUUUCCCACGCAAAUCCUGGCUGAGACUAGGAGACGUGGCCACUUGCACGGGGACGGUGCCUGGCCUGGCUGGGACUGGAGCAGCCACAGCGGGAAGAGGCUGAGACGGCCGAGGC